This is a messenger RNA of Anoplophora glabripennis (Asian longhorned beetle), 3321 nucleotides long. It is a transcript of the gene Delta, whose product is annotated as neurogenic locus protein delta. The record is from RefSeq and is a predicted model, not a curated record. The transcript is spliced from 8 exons. Gene Ontology annotation, molecular function: calcium ion binding. Gene Ontology annotation, cellular component: plasma membrane; protein-containing complex. The coding region runs from base 114 to 2438 and encodes 774 amino acids. NCBI's taxonomy places the organism in Eukaryota, Metazoa, Arthropoda, Insecta, Coleoptera, Cerambycidae. Gene Ontology annotation, biological process: establishment or maintenance of epithelial cell apical/basal polarity; Notch signaling pathway; heterophilic cell-cell adhesion.
GUGAAAGUGACCUUGAAUAUGGAACCUUACAUUAUUCUGAUUACCUCUGAGGUAACAGCACUUAGAAGCUGCUGAUAUCCUCUUCAUAGGAGAGCGUCGUUAACAAAGUCACCAUGUCUUGGAUACUCUUUACUCUAGUCGGCCUCCUGGCCCUCCAUCAGGCUAAAUCAUCCGGACUAUUUGAAUUGCGACUGAUUUCAUUUGACAACGAGGCUGGCAAAGACGAUUUAGGGAAAUGUUGCACCGGAAAAACCAAACCCAACUCGGACUCGUGCGAUGGAGUUUGUAGACCACGAUUCAGGGUUUGCCUGAAGGAGUACCAGGCCAAGAUCGACGCCACUUCUCCCUGCACCUUCGGGGAUGUUAUCACAUCCGAACUGGGACCAAACCCCGUCACUGAUACUCCACAGAACGGAUUCUCAAACUCCAUCGCUUUCCCAUUCCCAUUCACUUGGCCGCGUACGUUCUCGCUAAUCAUAGAAGCAUGGCAUGGGAAUCAAACAUCGCAUUCUGCUGUGCUCGUAAGUCGUUUGAUGCGGCAAAGGUUUUUGGAUGUCGGCGAAAAAUGGACCGAAGACUCGCACAGUUCUAAAUAUUCCACCCUCAGAUUUGAAUACAGGGUGACCUGUGAUUCAUACUACUACGGUACCGGCUGCGAGAACCUUUGCAGGCCCAGAGACGACGGUUUCGGCCAUUACAGCUGUUCAUCUUCAGGUGAAAGGGUCUGCCUAGCCGGAUGGACCGGCGACUAUUGCGAUAAACCUCAAUGUUUACCGGGGUGCGACGAACAACACGGACACUGCAGCGAGCCCAAUGAGUGCAAGUGUCAAUCGGGGUGGGAGGGUCCGUUUUGCAACCAGUGCCAACGCUACCCGGGCUGUAUGCACGGAACUUGCGUGAAACCGUGGGACUGUCUUUGCGUAGAAGGUUGGGGCGGUCUUUUCUGCAACCAAGACCUGAACUUUUGUACCAACCAUAAGCCUUGCCGGAACGGGGGUACUUGUUUCAACACCGGCCAGGGCAGUUACACCUGCAGCUGCCCCAAUGGAUUCAACGGUACCGACUGCGAAAUACCCUUGGACGAUUGCUCCAGAAACCCCUGUCUUAAUGGUGGUACAUGCAGUCCCAACGGCGCCUACAACGUUUGCGCUUGCCCACUCGGAUUCACCGGACCUAGAUGCGAAACCUCGACGAAGACUUGUUCCGAACAACCUUGCAAAAACGGCGGUACUUGCACCAAUACCGACAGCGGGUACCACUGUUCCUGUCGAUCUGGUUUCGAAGGAGCCGAUUGCGAACACCAAGUGAGCAGCUGUUCACCGAAUCCAUGUAAGAACGGAGGGACAUGCGUCGAAACGUCGGGCAGUUACCAGUGUAUGUGUCCAUCGGGAUUCGCAGGCAACACCUGCGAAGUCAACAUCGACGACUGUCAGGGGAACCCCUGUCAGAACGGGGGAACCUGCGUGGACAAAGUCAAUGAGUUCCGCUGCCAUUGCGUCCCCGGAUUCGUCGGACCGUUGUGCCAAAACCGCGUAGACUAUUGCAUCACCAAACCUUGCGCGAACGGGGGAACUUGCUUGCAACUGAUCAAUGACUAUAAGUGUAAGUGUGCUCCCGGUUUCACCGGCAAAGACUGCAGCGAGGAGAUCGAGGAAUGCAAAGUGAAUCCUUGCCAACACGGGGGUACCUGCGUGAAUCGCGUUCACGGUUUCGAAUGCAUCUGCCUGCCGGGUUUCCUGGGUCGCGAAUGCGACGAAGUCUCCCCUAGCGCCGCGCCGAGCGCCAGGGUUUCCUCCGAAUCCAACCUCACCACGGAACACGUGGUGGUCAUCGCUACCAUUUCCACUUUCGUACCGCUCGUAGUCCUAGUCGCCGUCGGCGUGAUAAUUUGCCUUAAGCAACGCAGAAAACGCGAGAAGGCUCGCGCCGACGAAGAAGCCAGACUUCAAAACGAGCAGAACACCGCCAACAGCAGCUUCGCCAAACGUAGCGCUGCCAUGUCGGCCGACCCGCAUAUGAUUAAGAACUCCUGGGGGAAGUGCACCAACAACGCGAUCAGUUCGAACUUGUCAUCGCCUGACGACUGCAGCGUUUCCAACAUCAGCGUCAACGACUGUGAUGGUUUCCCCAAGCCCCUGCACCAGGUCAUCGAUGGUAGGCCUGUUUACAGCUUGCAAAGAACGCGCUCCCAGAAGCAGCUCAACACUGAGACGGGUGCGCGCGCUUCAGCACUGCUCGCUGCAAAACUGCACGAACCCGACUAUGAACACAUCAAACGUUUGUCUGUGAUGUCAAACGCAUCGGCUGUGUGUGGCUCCAGUGAUCCCUCGCUUCUGAAGAGGCCGGCGGAGAAGGAGCCGAAUGGCGUUUAUGUGAUAGAAGAGCACUUCCACGUCCCAGACGCGAUUUCGUCUGGACUUUUCGCGACGGAGGUGUAGUUAGCUUAAGUAUGACUGACGUGUGCAUGUGGCGUCGACCCCACCGCCCGCUGAGCCCGCUGUACAGUUAUUUAUUAUUCCACUCGCCGACGGUGGUGUCGCCGGUUAGCUUAGGGUUGCAUGAGUACUAAAUUUGGGGCCCAGGCCCGUGUCCAAGUAGCUUCCCUUUGCCGCGACGUCGCUCUAUGCAACGCAAACGUGACCAGGUCCUAUCCUCCAGGGACAAGGCUUUUUGUUUAUAGUGUACAUAUCUUAGAGUAAUAUUUCCUUAUACCCUAAUACUUGUAUUUAUGGUUUUGGUCUUUUGGGGGGCGGUCCUGGUUGGAAACCAAAGAUUGACGCUGUUUAGAGCCUACUUCUCGGGUGUUGGGAAGCCCUAUCUCGUCAAGUAGUAUGUAAUUAACGUAACAUUUGAAUUGUUAUUGUAAUUUGUGAUGAUUAUAAAGCGAACUAAGUCACCAUGUACUUACUUGGACUCUCGAUAUUUAUAAGCCUUUCUUCAGCAUCACUCUGCCCUGGGUACCACCGCCUCUUUAUUUAUUUCCUUCAUAAGGCCAGUGGAAAUCCAAGGUAGUACCCACGGCACCUACUGUAAUUAUUACGGUCCUUACAUUUGUAGUAUAGACCUGAUGUAUUUGAACAAAGAAACAAUGUUCCUGUAUUUAUAAACUAAGUCAUUAUUGCUCGAUACUACGAGAAGACUUCUCCCGUCUUCUCGUAGCAUCGACCGAACAACUGUUGUACAUUAAUAAAAAAACACUUGGGCAAAUUAAAGACUUAAUAUUAAUAAAGACGUUUUGUAAUAUAUAAUGUAUAUUUAUAGUAUGUAACUAAAUGUAACUAUUAAAAUUGUUCAUGUUUCUUAAUAAAUACUUCUCUAGAG